Messenger RNA from Amphimedon queenslandica, 491 nucleotides. Its product is annotated as ADP-ribosylation factor GTPase-activating protein 2-like. The record is from RefSeq and is a predicted model, not a curated record. Gene Ontology annotation, biological process: COPI coating of Golgi vesicle. NCBI's taxonomy places the organism in Eukaryota, Metazoa, Porifera, Demospongiae, Haplosclerida, Niphatidae. The transcript has 3 exons. Bases 99 to 476 code for a protein of 125 amino acids. Gene Ontology annotation, molecular function: GTPase activator activity.
UCGUGACGGACCCGCUUUGUUUCUUCUCUUGUUGUGGUGGCCCCUUCAUCAUUCCUCCGUGGCUCUCUUUCCUGCUCUGAUAUUUAUCUAUCCUACUCAUGGAGCCGACUAAACAAGAAAUAUCUCAAGUUUUUAAAAGAGUGAGGGCAUCUGGCCCAAACAAGGGUUGUUUUGAUUGCGGUAGUAAGAACCCGACCUGGGCUUCAGUGACAUACGGUGUGUUGAUAUGUAUCAACUGCAGUGCUGUUCAUCGCUCUCUUGGCGUUCAUAUCAGCUUCGUGAGGUCAACACAGCUAGAUUCGUGGACAUGGAUACAAUUAAGAGCAAUGCAAGUUGGAGGGAAUGCUGCUGCUGUAAGUCUAACCAUCAUUCUCUCAUUAUUCAUUAAUGGUUGUAUCACACUGGCAACAAGCCAGAGCCUAGUGUGGUGCCAGAUUAGAUUAGAACUCUAUUCAAGGAUUUUAUUACAAAACUAAAUGUACUGUACUAUG